AUGGCAGAUAAAGCUGCGAUUUACAUCGUCCGACCCGGUCAUUCGAUGCAGCAUGGCAUCCCUGAUUUCCCUCGCGCUGACCCAACUUUGACCAGCCGAGGCAUGGAGGAGAACGCCCAGGUCCCUGCCGGUGUUAACAAGGUCCCUACGCUUCUUCUCGUAUCCCCACUCACCAGAAGCAUUGAGACAGCAUUCUCGAUGUUCCCUCUCGCCCGCGGUUUCAACCAGUCCAAGAUCGAGGUUCAGGUUUGGUCCGACCUCCGAGAAGCAGAUGAUCAGAUCUGCAACCAGACUUCACGACUCAGCCAGCUGAUGACCGAGUAUCCGAACCUGAACUUCAAAAACUGCCGCGAACACUGGGAGUACGAACAGCACACCCACAAUGGUGCUGUUGCUCGAGCAGAGCGCGUCCGAGCCCGCGUUAAGGAGCUCUCCGCCGACUACAACACCAUCUGGAUUAUUACUCACCAGAUUUUCAUCGGCUACCUCGUCGAGGGCACCCCCUUCAGAUCUAGGGACACCCGCAAGUAUGAGUUCGCUGCGGAGGAAGACCAGGCCCCGGGUGUUGUGUUCAACAGAGAGACUGGUCAGGAGCAGGACUACGGUCCCACCAUGCUGGUGGAGAAGAUUGAGCACAUCUAG
Neoarthrinium moseri is the source of this 642-nucleotide messenger RNA. RefSeq lists its product as uncharacterized. Bases 1 to 642 code for a protein of 213 amino acids. The record is from RefSeq and is a predicted model, not a curated record. The transcript has a single exon. Lineage: Eukaryota; Fungi; Ascomycota; Sordariomycetes; Amphisphaeriales; Apiosporaceae.